Molecule: messenger RNA, 709 nt
Organism: Eurytemora carolleeae
Lineage: Eukaryota; Metazoa; Arthropoda; Copepoda; Calanoida; Temoridae
Exons: 8
Coding region: 170-595 (141 amino acids)
Source: RefSeq, a predicted model, not a curated record
AGUUGACAGUUUCCUGGCUGGUAAACCUUUAGAUACUUAUAAAUCUGGGAGUAAACUUAUAAAUCAGGGUUUAGAGCAGAUUGAUGUAAAGAACAAAACCGUUCUUAUUAUUGGUACACAGAAGCCAUGGAUCGAAGCAAUUGUCCUCUCCAAGGAUCCAGCACUUGUUAUGACUCUUGAGUAUGGGAUGUUUAAAAGUGAAUUUCCAAAAUUAGAAUUUGUAACUCCAGCAGUUUUCAGGGAAAGGUUUAAAAAGCAGGAACUUCCACUUUUUGACGUGAUAAUUUCCUACUCCUCAUUGGAGCAUUCAGGACUAGGACGAUAUGGAGAUGCAAUAAACCCAUGGGGAGAUAUUUUAACCAUAGCAAGAGCCAGCUGUGUAUCCAGCCCAGAUGCCAAGCUAGUGAUUGGUGUGCCUGUUGCCGGAGUAGACAGAUUAGAAUUCAAUGCUGCCAGAGUUUAUGGACCAAUCUUAUAUCCGUAUUUGGUGACAAAUUGGAAAUUCUUUUGGACAUCUGCAGGAAAUUUUACCCCUGCUCCUAACCAGGAUGUUUCAUACCAACCUGUUUAUAUAUUUGAGAAAAAUCAUAAGUAAUGUAGAUAUUCAGUGUAAUAUAAUUUAACCCUUAAUGGGCUAGGAAAGUUGGAGAGGAGUUUUUUUUUGUCGUAGCACUCCUAUUUUUGAAGCUAUCACUGUGAAAUUUUGUGA